GCGAGCCGCCGCCGCCGGAGCCGCCUUCUUUCCUCCUCGGAUCCCGGGCCGCCAUGGCGACCCCCAACAACCUGACCCCCACCAACUGCAGCUGGUGGCCCAUCUCGGCGCUGGAGAGUGAUGCGGCCAAGCCGGCCGAGGCCCCCGACGCGCCCGAGGCGGCCAGCCCCGCCCAUUGGCCGCGGGAGAGCCUGGUCCUGUACCACUGGACGCAGUCCUUCAGCUCGCAGAAGGUGCGACUGGUGAUCGCGGAGAAGGGGCUGGUGUGUGAGGAGCGGGACGUGAGCCUGCCGCAGAGCGAGCACAAGGAGCCCUGGUUCAUGCGGCUCAACCUGGGCGAGGAGGUGCCGGUCGCCAUCCACCGGGACAACAUCAUCAGCGACUACGACCAGAUCAUCGACUACCUGGAGCGCACCUUCACGGGAGAGAACGUGGUGGCCCUGAUGCCCGAGGCGGGCAGCCCGCAGCACGCGCGGGUGCUGCAGUACCGGGAGCUGCUGGACGCGCUGCCCAUGGACGCCUACACGCACGGCUGCAUCCUGCACCCGGAGCUCACCACCGACUCCAUGAUCCCCAAGUACGCCACGGCCGAGAUCCGCAGACAUUUAGCCAACGCCACCACGGACCUCAUGAAACUGGACCAUGAGGAGGAGACCCAGCUCUCUGAGCCUUACCUUUCCAAACAGAAGAAGCUCAUGGCCAAGAUCCUGGAGCAUGAUGACGUGAGCUACCUGAAGAAGAUCCUCGGGGAGCUGGCCAUGGUGCUGGACCAGAUCGAGGCCGAGCUGGAGAAGAGGAAGCUGGAGAACGAGGGGCGGAAGGGCGAGCUGUGGCUCUGUGGCUGUGCCUUCACCCUUGCGGACGUGCUCCUGGGAGCCACCCUGCACCGCCUCAAGUUCCUGGGACUGUCCAAGAAGUACUGGGAGGACGGCAGCCGGCCCAACCUGCAGUCCUUCUUCGAGCGGGUCCAGAGACGCUUUGCCUUCCGGAAAGUCCUGGGCGACAUCCACACCACGCUGCUGUCGGCCGUCAUCCCCAACGCGUUCCGGCUGGUCAAGCGGAAACCCCCGUCGUUCUUCGGGGCGUCCUUCCUCAUGGGCUCCCUGGGCGGGAUGGGCUACUUCGCCUACUGGUACCUCAAGAAAAAAUACAUCUAGAGCCGGGCCGGGCUCGGCGCGUGACUGUCGGUGUCUCUGUGCUGUGUGAUUCCCAAUGACCUCCAGAAACCCGCUGUCCCGAGAGCUCUGGACAGCGCUUCCCGCCCUCGUUCUGAGUAACUCUGUCGUCGGUGUGAAAACAUUCCAUAGUUUAGAAGUAGCCGUCGCCUGUGCCGUGACCUGGGGCCACGGCUCCCUAGAGGAGAGAGACAGAAGCGACACGAAUGCCUUUUCUUUCGAUUCAAGGUCUCAAGACGGAACUGUGGGGCCCGGUUAGGAUCUGAGGUGAGUCCCAGGACGUGCCAGCCGACAGGGCCCAGGUUCUGGGAGGUGCGGGGGCUCCGAGAACCUGACCCCUGGCCUCCCUUCCCUCUUGCCAGGACAAAGCCAACACCGAGACUCGCCUCUGCCAACCAGCACCUGGGGCUGGCUGGGUUGGAGAGCCAGAGACCCCGAGGAGGCCCCUGAAGAUCAGAAGGGGCUUCCUUCUUCUCCUGGACAUGGACUAAGACAGCCCUGGCCAAGGCAGUGGCUCCCAGCCCUGGGCAUGGGGGGACAGACGCCGUGAGACCCUGGCUCCCCUCCUGAGGUGCCCUGUCUGGCGUUCAGUAGCGAUUCCUGAGGGCAGCAGCCGCCGGCCACUGCCGACCUUGAGUGGUUUUCCCAUCCCUUGAGGUGGGACUCUCAGCAAAAGCCAUGUUGACCUUCUCUCAGAAGGUCAGUCCCAGCUCAAGUGCAGGGGUGGGUCCUCUCCAUCUCCUUUAAAGUCCCCCUUUCCCACGAUUCCAGGGGCUCCCCGUGCUGCAUGCAGGGGGUCUGUGCCUCCACGCAGCCCCCUGGUCGGGUCUCACUUUCCUGUGCCUUUCGCAUGUUGGGAAAGGGCCUGGGUGUCACUGCUGCCUGUGCUUAGAAGCCACUGAAAGGCCCCAAUAAAGCGUC
This is a messenger RNA of Sciurus carolinensis (gray squirrel), 2096 nucleotides long. RefSeq names its product ganglioside induced differentiation associated protein 1 like 1 (gene Gdap1l1). The record is from RefSeq and is a predicted model, not a curated record. NCBI's taxonomy places the organism in Eukaryota, Metazoa, Chordata, Mammalia, Rodentia, Sciuridae. The transcript has 6 exons. The coding region runs from base 54 to 1157 and encodes 367 amino acids.